Molecule: messenger RNA, 2132 nt
Organism: Cornus florida
Lineage: Eukaryota; Viridiplantae; Streptophyta; Magnoliopsida; Cornales; Cornaceae
Product: organic cation/carnitine transporter 7-like
Exons: 7
Coding region: 224-1756 (510 amino acids)
Biological process (GO): transmembrane transport
Cellular component (GO): membrane
Molecular function (GO): transmembrane transporter activity
Source: RefSeq, a predicted model, not a curated record
ACAACACUCGAGCUUAUUUUUUUCCGUCCACUUUCACGACUAAUUCUUUAGGUGGAGUCUUGGAUAAUGGAGACAGAGGAACUGUGAAGCCAUGAACCCAACCGAAACAUUGGCCGAAUACAAGCAGCAGAAAAUAUGUAUAAGAGAAGAGAGCUGAGAAGCCCAAGAGAACUGUACAUGUAUUGAUUCGAUAUUUGGUAUCUCAUCCACAGACUCGAGAUAGAUGGCAGGUCACAGCACUGUAUACACAGUAGACGAAGCACUUAUUGACUUAGGUUUUGGCAAAUUCCAAGGUCUUGUGCUUGUUUAUGCUGGACUUGGUUCAAUUUCAGAGGCCAUGGAAGUGAUGAUUCUCUCUUUUAUAGGACCAGCAGUUAAGUCCCAGUGGGGACUCUCUUCUACCCAAGAGAGCCUAAUCACAAUAGUGGUUUUUGCUGGCAUGUUAAUUGGAGCUUAUUCAUGGGGCAUUAUAUCAGAUAGCUAUGGAAGGAGGAAGGGUCUUCUCAGUAUAGCUUUAGUGACUUCUGGAGCUGGGUUUUUUAGUGCUUUUUCCCCAAAUUAUAUAUCAUUAGUCAUCAUCCGUUGGUUGGUUGGCAUUGGUUUGGGUGGUGGGCCUGUGUACUCAACUUGGUUUCUAGAGUUUGUUCCUGUUCCAAACAGAGGCAAAUGGAUGGUAAUCUUUUCAACCUUCUGGACAGUUGGAACAAUACUUGAGGCUUCACUUGCAUGGAUUGUCAUGCCAAGAUUGGGUUGGAGGUGGCUACUUGCACUAUCUUCUGUACCAUCUUUUUUGGCGCUUCUCUUUUAUAGUCUUACUCCAGAGUCUCCAAGGUAUCUAUGUAUGAAAGGUAGAACUACUGAUGCCCAUAGUGUGCUGAAAAAAGUUGAAAUACUCAACCAAACGAGACUGCCUCCUGGAUUGCUUGUUUCUGAUCGAAUGAUUGAGUUGGCUGAAGAAGUUGCUCCAUCAGAAGAUUCACAGUUACUCUCCUCAACAAGAAACAAGAGCAUGGUUUCUGAGACAGGCUUCUCAUCGCUGCUCAUGCUUUUCUCAUCAGAAUUAAUUACAACAACCCUUCUUCUUUGGGUUGUAUUCUUUGGAAAUGCAUUUCUGUACUAUGGUGUUAUAUUACUGACCUCGGAGCUGAGUAGUGGGCAAAACAAAUUUAGCUUGAGUACCGUGCGUUCAAACUAUUCAGAGGACGAUGGCCUCUAUCUGGAUGUAUUUGUCACUAGUUUGGCAGAGCUUCCUGGAAUUGUUUUAUCAGCAGUUAUUGUGGACAGAAUUGGUCGCAGGCUUUCCAUGGGAAUUAUGUUUAUGUUAGGUUGCAUCUUCCUUCUACCAUUGGUUUUACAACAGCAUGAGAUAUUAACCACAGCUUUAUUAUUUGGAGCCCGUAUGUGCUUCAUGGGAACUUUCACAGUUGCAUAUAUUUAUGCUCCAGAGAUAUAUCCAACCUCUGUGAGGACAACUGGUUUAGGAGUUGCAAGUGCUGUUGGAAGAAUUGGUGGCAUGAUAUGCCCCCUUGUGGCAGUUGGAUUGGUGACUGGUUACCAUCAAACAGCUGCAAUUAUUCUAUUUGAGGUUGUAAUAGUUAUUUCAGGACUCUGUGUUUUGCGCCUCCCAUUGGAAACCAAGGGACGUGGAUUGACUGACACUGUUGCUGUAUCUAGUUCAAGUUAUUUGGUUAAUCGAGAAGUUUGUGCAGUUGUGCCCUUCCACAUGGUAAAAGGAGUGCCGAACUUUUCUUUGUAGCUGCCCGUAAAGAUGCAGGUUUUGGCAAUGCCAAACAAAGGAUGAGUGGAUGACUGAUUAUGCGAUACUCAAAUAACCAGCAUCUGGGAUUAAGAAAUUACCUGUGUACAACUUUCGAUGAUUGAUGAACGAGGCUAUUUUGACGAGCUGAUGAAAGUCAUAGAAGCUGACAAUCGUAAUCCAUUUAGUUCCUUGUAAUAUCGUUGUGUUCAUUUCAAGGCACUAAAUGGAGAAACAAAAUUAGUUCACAUCAAGUAGCACUGGUACAUAUUUAGGGAAAAGGACACUUUGGUCCUUUGAAGACUAUGAAAAAUGAAAGUUACUGCUUUUGUAAUUACUUUUGAAUUUUGAUUUUAUUUUAUUACUUAUUUUUGUA